This is a messenger RNA of Cololabis saira (Pacific saury), 6270 nucleotides long. It is a transcript of the gene foxo4, whose product is annotated as forkhead box O4. Bases 1434 to 3359 code for a protein of 641 amino acids. Gene Ontology annotation, biological process: regulation of transcription by RNA polymerase II. The transcript is spliced from 3 exons. The record is from RefSeq and is a predicted model, not a curated record. Gene Ontology annotation, cellular component: nucleus. Lineage: Eukaryota; Metazoa; Chordata; Actinopteri; Beloniformes; Belonidae. Gene Ontology annotation, molecular function: RNA polymerase II cis-regulatory region sequence-specific DNA binding; DNA-binding transcription factor activity, RNA polymerase II-specific.
CUGACAGUGGUAAACAGACGUCAGAAGGGAGUCUUCGCCUCGAGUAAAAACAAAACAAAGCAAAACAAGUCUAAAAGAGAGCGAAGGAGGGAAUAUCUGGACCACAACAACGACAAAAAGUUUUACAAAAGUCGUUGCUGACUAGAAACGGCUACUUGGAGGAAGUUACCCGCCGCUUUUCACGGACUUUUCCACGGAUUGUAAACUCUGGAGUAGCAGGGGCUUAAGCAGCUAACGAUCCGGUGGCUAUCGGGCUGUUUCCAAAGUGCGCCGAGUGGACGCCCCGGACCCGCGGGCAGCCCGAAAACACAUGGCACCCGGGGGAAAACUGUGAGCUUCGUUUAACUACUUGCCGGGGCAAGUUUUGUCGGAGAUCCGAGCCUGUGUGCGAGAGCAGAGGGGUUUUCUCCCGGCUGUGGAGCAUCGUGCGGCCAAACAUGGCAGAUGGCGACAUGCGCCCCGCCGCAAUGUGGCGCAUCGCUCGGACCUGAGACGCGGACUUUUAAACUGUUGGCUUCAACUCACUUUUUGAUCACCACAAACACUAUAAAGUUGUAGAUACAGACGCUUCUUUCUGUUUCAAUCUGCUUUAACUUAAUUUGGAUGUUUGAGAGACAGACUUUUAGACAGCGUCUCUGGUUGAAUUUGAAGCCGGCAAGUCUCUUAACUUGAUAACUCAGCUUGUGGCUGUUUGUUUGUGGGUUAUUUCUUUUAUAUUCUUUUUGUUUUUGUCUUGGGGAGAGCUUCUUGUUGUUUACAAGUACAGGGUCUUUCCCGAGAAGCUGCUUUGUAACUAGUCAGCUAAUCCCUGCACGAGUCUUCAGUUUUACAGUAAAACAUCACGUGAAUUGACAAAUUUGGUACGAGAUAAUUCUGUAUCUUGACUCGUUCAUUAGCUGUUUUUUGUUUUUUUAACUCUCGGACAUUUAAAAUACUUUUUUUUUUUUUUUUUUACCUUAAACAAAAAAAACGAGUGUUUAUUAUUCGGGAAGGCAUAAUUUGUCUUAAUGUAUGUUCAGGAUUUUGAUUCAUUCAUUUGGAGCUAUAAAGCCUCGGUAGGUCCAGAUGCGCUCACUGCCACUUUUGUUUUUAUUUCAUUCAAACAAAGGGACUCUUUCCACAACCCUCCUUCACUCUAUAUAAAUCGGAAGGUUUAUGAUAGUUACUAUUAAGGAGAUUAUUUGGGUUCCCUAAUCUCCAAUCUGAGGAUUAACCGAGGCCAUUGGUGUGUCCAGAUUAUUGCAUAUCUUUUCUAGGCCCCUCUUGUUGACACCCCCGCCUUGGCUGAAGAAUAUUGUUUUUGUGUUGAUUCAGUUUUUUUUUUUAAACUCGUCAUAGUAACUUCUUACUUUUAUACUUAAAACAAUUUUCACCUUUUUUAAAGUGGAAACAGAACUGUGCUCCUCCAGAGAGUUGAUCCCCCCAGCAGCAGCAUGGAGGAGUCAUCCAUGCCCCCCAUCGACCCAGACUUCGAGCCGCAGAGCCGGCCUCGCUCCUGCACGUGGCCGCUCCGCCGGCCCGACAUCUCCGUCAAGCCGGAGGCCGCGGACGGCGCCGAGUCCAGCGCGGGGACCCCGCCCGCCGACGAGGACAAGGCGGAGGCGCAACAAAUCACUUGCGAGCCCGAGAAGGCGGCGGCGGUGCCCGAGGGCGGGGCCGUCGCCAGCGCGGGGGGGGUCGGAGGAGCGACGCCCCGCAAGGGCUCGUCCCGCCGCAACGCGUGGGGGAACCAGAGCUACGCGGACCUGAUCAGCCAGGCCAUCGAGGGCUCUCCCGAGAAGAGGCUGACGCUGGCCCAGAUCUACGAGUGGAUGGUGAAGACAGUGCCUUACUUCAGAGACAAGGGGGACAGCAACAGCUCUGCUGGCUGGAAGAAUUCAAUCCGCCACAAUUUAUCACUCCACAACAAGUUCUUGAGAGUACACAAUGAGUCAACAGGAAAGAGCUCCUGGUGGAUGCUCAAUCCGGAAGGAGGGAAGACUGGAAAGGCUCCUCGCCGCCGGGCUGCUUCUAUGGACAACAGCAGCAAGCUGCUGAAGAGCCGCAUGAGGGCCAAACAGACCAAGAAGCAGCUGGGAGCAGCCGGUGCUGCAGGGGUGUUGGAGGGCGAUGGCAGCACAGGCUCCGUGGGAGCAGACAGCCCUAAUUCGUCUCAGCAGUUUCCUAAAUGGGGAGUCAACAGCAGCAGCCCUUCAUCCCGCGGCAGCCUGGAUGACACCGACAUGUGGACCACCUUCCGCCCUCGCACCAGCUCUAACGCCAGCACCCUGAGCGGACGUCUGUCCCCCAUUGCUCCUAGCCAAGUAGACGACGAUAAUCUGCCUGAGGAUGGACUGUUAGGGAGAUACCCUGCCAGUAGCUUGACUCCUACCCUCACCGAGACCCUAAUGGAGGAGUUGGACCUGAUUGACAACCUCACCCUGAUGACCGGGCAGCAGGGAGGGGCCAGUCCCAGCACCGCCCCACCAGCACCUCCCACUCCAUUGCCUUCUGCCUCCACCUUGUUGCCGCGUGGCUCCAGUUUCCCCUCCUUUCAUCAGCUGCAGUCAUCCAGCCUCCCACAGGCGUCCUCUCACACUGCCACCCAGGCCUCCGUAUCUCUGUGUGGACCAAGCGGCAAAGAGCCAGCAACCUUCAGUAACUCCCUUUUUAACCCCAUGUCUAGCUCUGGCUCUCGAGGCAGUGGCCAUUACGGCAGCGCCCACGUGCCCUCCAGUCUGGAGGCCCUGCUCACCUCUGACUCCCCUCCUCCAAGUGAUAUUCUGAUGACCCAGGUGGAUUCCCUCAUGCCCAGUCCCGGACGUGUAGGUCAGAUGGGUUUGGGGACAUCAGUUGGGGGUGUGAGGCCCAAGCCCAACCAGUUGCUGUUGGGAAAAGGGCUGGAGCCGAACACGGUGGUACCGAUGUCGCUGCAAACUCAGAUGCAGUCACAGCAGCAUCACCUUCAACACCAGCAGCAGCAGCAGCACCAGCAUCACUCUCAGAUGGGCUUGGGGAUGAUCCUCUCAGGUAUGUCUCAGGACCCGUCUCAGAUGUCUGCUCUCAAAGACCAGCACACCACAAUGGGGUCUCACCAUGGAGGGCCCGUCGCCUCGGCCAAUCUUGGCGAAAACCUCCAGGGGAUGAAUCCGUUUGGAGGUCCAUCCUGCCUCGCCGCCUGUCAGGACCGGCUGCCCACAGACUUGGACAUAGACAUGUUCACUGAAAACCUAGAUUGUGAUGUGGAUUACAUCAUUAACAGUGACCUCAUGGAUGGAGAUGGCAUUGACUUCAACUUUGAUCCCGUACUGCCUGGAGGCCAAGGCUACGGAGGCCCGGCCGCCACACAGGGCUCAGCUCACACCUGGGUGCCCAGCUAGAUCUUCAGCCCUCAACACUCACAUUCAACCAGGAACUGAUCUCCAAUCAUCAUAACCUCAGAAAAAUGACAGAACAACCGGGGCAUCCCUCCUACCUGCUGGCUAAUGAUACUUAAAAAAGAAAGAAAGAAAGAAAGUAAAGAACAUAUAAUACAAAGUUUUUCAAGAACGUACAAUGGCAAACCGAGGCCUCACCCAUGUCAUGUGCCAAGACAUGCAGAGAACAAGGAGGAGAUUCAAGCUACUAUGCACAAUUUUUAUCACUUUUUUUCUCCUUUUUCUGUUGAUAACACUUGGCAAUGAUUUGGCUGCUAGCCCUUUUUUCAUAAUUCAAACAUGAUUAUGAAAGAUAAAGAACAUAAUAUUUUUGGAGUGAAAAGACAAAUCAUCUGCUCCCUUCUGAUGGGGGUUUACAUUUCAGUCAUUUUACACCACAACAGCUUUAUGGUAGAUUCAAUAUCUCAGAUCUUGUUGGCGCUGGGAUUGAAGACACUUUUUUUUUCCCCCGGGGAAAUGGCCAGUUCUGCACUGACGCGCGUUCAGCAUCAAUUGCCAGAUCAAAUGCUGUUCGACUGAAUGAAGUGCACAUACUCUGCUGCACGGUCCGUCGGAGCAGGGAGAGUUAGGGGGAGUAAUGAGGACUGGGUUGGGAUUUGGUGGAAGAUAAAGACUGGAUUCACAUUUCACCCAGAUUUCCUUCAAAUUUAUCAGGGAGAAAGAAAAAAAAAACAACCUUUUUUUGUCUCCAUUUGAAUUUAAUGAUUCAGUAGUUAAAGAGUGUAUGUACUUGCAGUUUGGUGUAUUUGACUUAAUUUCAGUGUGUUAGGGUAGAUAUCAGAGGGUGGCUUAUUUUAAUCCCCAAGGUGAAGUUAAACUAACAAAAUGAAGAAAUAUGAUUUGCGAAUUUAUAAAUGGGGCAUUCAACAGUAAAUUUUCUUGCUAACAAGUGAUUGAUCGGCCAAGUAUCGCAUCAUCAAAGAGCAGAAUGCCUCCAAAGUCAAAUGGUCUACCUGAUUUUCUUUUCCUUUCUCAAGUCUGUACAUUUUUAAAGCACUUAGGUUUCCUGUGACACAGGGACCCCAAAACUGAGAAUGCAUAACAUUUCAACAAAAGAAAGUAUAUCUUGUUAAAAAAAUUAUAAAACAAAAUUUUAAAAUAAAACAAAGGAAGUGUAUUGCACACGUUGCACAUGUACUUGAUGGCACACUAUGCAGACUUAUCAGGAGAGGUAAAUAAAAUCUUGAAAGAAAUUUGAGAAAUCACUUCUCAAAGGCUUUUUGCUAUUUUAACACUUUCCUGAUAAAUUGUCGGGAGGUUGGAUGUCAGAGCAUCCUCCUACCCUUUAAUUUUUCUGUACUAAAAAAGAAUGACUUCACUGUGUGUGAAGUACAAAAAAAGAGAAAAGAAUAUAUUUGAUUAUAGUUUUAAUAUACAAUUUAGGUGGAGAUGUUGAAUCAGAUAUUAAUACAUAUGAAUAUAUUACUAAUGACAAGUGAUCUUUUUUUUUUUUACAUUGAUGGAAGCAUUCUCAGACAAGUUUUAAAAACGGUAAUUUUCUAUACUUUUUAUUUUUGUAAAGGAUGAAUUGCAUGUAGGGUUUUUGUUGUUGCUUUUUUCAUAACCAAAAGAACACUAAUAUUUGCAUUUGCAUGGCAAUUAGGGAGUGCUUGGCUUGACCUAGUAUCCUUUGUGUACAUAAGCUUUGCAAAAGCUUUUAACUUGAUUUUGGAAGAUGAAUGAGGUGAAAUUUUGAUCAUCUGAACUAAGAUUCCCACUCGCAUGCUUUGACUAAGGCAUUUGAUUUCUUUUUUUUUUAAUUUUUUUCAAAAAAAAUCUGUUGGAAACAUUGAAAGGUGCCACCAAUUCUCAUCUCAAAAACAAGACUCAUACAACCUUUUACCUCUCAGAAGAAAAACGACAGGAAAAGAGCUGUGCACAGACAUAAGUGGAUAAUAGAUGGAGAAAUGUAUUCUUUAGCAAUCCAGCCAUGUAGAUCAUUACUAGCCUUUUUUUUUUUUUAGUUUUGUUUUUGCCAGUAUUUAAAACACUAGAACAUGUCACUCUGUAGCAGGAAUACAUUUUGUCAUCUUCCCUCUCUUAAAGAUGUUGUGUAUGUUUGUCUUUAAUUUUGUGAUCAGAUAACACCUUUGCAGUUUAAACUCGUUUGACUGUAGUUGUGUGAAUAUGGUAGCCUGUGAUUUGUAUAAAGCCCCCCCCCCCCCCCCCCCCUCCAAUGUUUUCAUUUUAUUUUUUAUUCUUGAAUGGUGCUAGACGAUGUCAUUUGUCAUGUAUCCGGAGUAUGCCAUGAUGUAAUGGGCGCAUAUCAGGACCUUUGAAUUUUUUUCCUCUGUGGCACAAAGAUCUUGAUUAUUGUUGACUUUUUUUUUUUACUACACAAAUCGACAGUCUUUCUCCUUAGUUUUUAACAUAUAUGAUAACCUGACCACUUUAAGAUGAAAAGAUUGCAUAUGCAGGGUUUUCUUAUCAAUCAUAAUUAUUUUCAACAUAUAUGCAACCAACCAGCUGUUGUUCCUCAAAUGAUGGCCUGUCGCUAAAAACUAAUAGGUAGCUGCUUUUCUCUGGUUUACGGUUGCUGCUUUGAAGCAGUCAGGUGUGGUGUUACUUCUCUUGUGUCUCCCCCUUAUGUAACAAUAUUAUCUACAUAUUCUUUUCAGAUAUCUUUAAGUAGCAGUUAGACCCUGAAUGUUUUAAAAUUUAAACUGCCCCAGUUGUUACAGUUUUUGUUUUUUCUGGGGAGGGGAGAUGAAUUGUAUUGUUCUAUAUUUUGAUCACGUUCUAUCGUUCUGCUCCCUCUGUGUUUUUCCCCCCCUCUUUUUUCACACAUUGUAAAGUCAGCCAGAGAAGACAAACCGUUAUGAACAGAAGUAAUUCAAUAAAAUUGUUUAACCCA